Molecule: messenger RNA, 528 nt
Organism: Capsella rubella
Lineage: Eukaryota; Viridiplantae; Streptophyta; Magnoliopsida; Brassicales; Brassicaceae
Product: protein TWIN SISTER of FT
Exons: 4
Coding region: 1-528 (175 amino acids)
Source: RefSeq, a predicted model, not a curated record
AUGGCUAUGAGUCGUAGAGAUCCUCUUGUGGUGGGAAGCGUUGUUGGAGAUGUUCUUGAUCCUUUCACCAGAUUGGUCUCUCUUAGGGUCACUUAUGGCCAAAGAGAUGUUACUAAUGGCUUGGAUCUUAGGUCUUCUCAAGUUUUGAACAAACCUAUGGUGGAGGUUGGAGGAGAAGACCUCAGAAAAUUCUACACUUUGGUUAUGGUGGAUCCAGAUGUGCCGAGUCCAAGCAACCCUCACCUCCGAGAAUAUCUCCAUUGGUUGGUGACUGAUAUACCUGCCACAACUGGAACAGCCUUUGGUAAUGAGCUUGUGUGUUACGAGUGUCCACGUCCCCCAUCGGGAAUCCACCGUAUGGUGUUGAUAUUGUUCCGGCAACUCGGAAGACAAACAGUCUAUGCACCAGGGUGGCGUCAACAGUUCACCACUCGUGAGUUUGCUGAGAUAUACAAUCUUGGUCUCCCUGUGGCUGCCACUUACUUCAACUGCCAAAGGGAGAACGGCUGUGGAGGAAGAAGAACGUAG